Psylliodes chrysocephalus is the source of this 1587-nucleotide messenger RNA. The record is from the annotation of a GenBank genome assembly. Lineage: Eukaryota; Metazoa; Arthropoda; Insecta; Coleoptera; Chrysomelidae.
AUGGUAUCUGAAAAACCAGAUAACGUAAAUCAGCGAAGAAAACACUAUUCAUGUUUCCAAAAUUUUAAAUAUUAUAUCCUAGAAUACUGCCAAGAAGGAUCUCUUCAUGGACUCAAAUAUCUAGGAGGAAGUACAACUCUAAUAGAGAAAAUAUGGUGGGGUAUUAGUAUGUUCGUAUCCCUAUACCUUUUUACAGUAUUAGUCCUAAGCGCGUACACCAGAUGGGAAAAUAGACCUGUCAUCGUUAGUUUUGCUACAAAAGAUACGUCAAACUGGCAAGUUCCAUUUCCAGCUGUUACGAUUUGUUCAGAAACAAAAGCGAUACCCAGCAGAUAUAAUUACUCUCAUUAUUUAGAAAAGAAAAGGAAAGGAGAAAAGUUAAACCCGGUAGAUGAAGCCAAAUUUGGUUAUCUAUCUCUGGCAUGUAGAAAAAAUUUACAUCUUAAUCAUACAUCUAGUUCCAUCAAAUUUCCGAAAGAUGACAUAUUUCAAUUUUUGGACGCAGUACAACCCAAUUUUUUCGCUAGUAUUUCAAGCUGCAAGUAUAUGGGAUACGAUGAAAAUUGUACUGAACUAUUUUCUCCCGUAAUAACUGACGAGGGAAUAUGUUAUUCUUUCAAUUUAUUAGACAGAGAGCAAAUUUUUAAGAAGACAGUAGUCCAUUAUGGUGAUUUCCAUAGAGCUCCCCAUUCCAAUUGGAACAUAGAGCACGGAUAUUCCCUAAACGACGACACUAUGACCUAUCCACGACGAGCUCUAUACGCAGGAGCAAUUUUUUCAUUGGAAGGGAUAUUGACAGUUUAUGAUGAAGAGCUGGAUUACAGUUGCGGAUCUUCUGUACAAGGAUUCAAAAUUCAAAUAAGUCAACCCGCUGGUAUUCCAAGAGUAAGACAGCAACAUUUUAGAGUACCUCUGGACCAAGUAGUCAUAGCAACAAUAUCUCCAGAAAUCACGACUACUUCGGAAGCCAUAAAAAGGUAUGAUCCAAAAAAAAGGAAUUGCUAUUUUCCAAAUGAAAAAUCAUUGCAGUAUUUUUUAAAUUAUACCCAAAUGGACUGUCAGAUAGAAUGCAAGACAAACUACACGUUAGAAAAAUGUGGAUGUGUUGACUUUUAUAUGCCAAGAGCAAAUGAAACGGAAGUAUGUAUAGGAGAAAAAAUUAACUGUAUAUUCCAAAGUGAACGUGAAAUGCUACUAACGGGUAUUGAAAAAAAAAUCAAAAUGCAAAGAGAAGGGAAAAACUCAAAAACAGUAGACAAAUGCGACUGCAUGCCAAUUUGCACGUCCAUGUACUACAAUUUGGAAACAUCUCAGUCACCAUGGAACUGGAAAAGGCAGUAUGACACCCGAAACAAUAAAAAACACUUAUCUUCGUUCCAAAUAUUUUUCAAAGGAAACCAGUUUGUGACUAUGGAAAGAAACGAACUAUUCGGAAUCACCGAUUUUCUGGCCAAUUUUGGAGGACUGUUGGGCCUGUUCGUUGGAUUUUCUCUACUGUCUCUUAUAGAAAUUUUAUACUUUUUAACAUUAAGGAUAUUUAUUAAUAUUAAAUUGUUUGGUAGAAGUAAUUGGUCUGGGCAUCAAUAA